This is a messenger RNA of Sceloporus undulatus (fence lizard), 1026 nucleotides long. RefSeq names its product olfactory receptor 5B21-like. Gene Ontology annotation, molecular function: odorant binding; G protein-coupled receptor activity; olfactory receptor activity. The transcript has a single exon. The record is from RefSeq and is a predicted model, not a curated record. Gene Ontology annotation, biological process: G protein-coupled receptor signaling pathway; sensory perception of smell. Gene Ontology annotation, cellular component: membrane. The coding region runs from base 1 to 1026 and encodes 341 amino acids. NCBI's taxonomy places the organism in Eukaryota, Metazoa, Chordata, Lepidosauria, Squamata, Phrynosomatidae.
AUGCAAGAUAUAAACAAGACCCAUCUAUCUAACUUCAUUCUGUUAGGAUUCUCAGAACGUUCUGAAGUGGAGAUACCCUUGUUUGUGAUCUUCCUUCUGAUCUAUCUUCUGACUCUGACAGGAAACCUGGGUAUGAUUGUGCUGAUCCAGACAGACCCCCACCUGCAGUCUCCAAUGUACUUUUUCCUGAGUAAUCUAUCCUUCAUUGACAUCUGCUACUCUUCCAUCAUCCUCCCCAGACUACUCUAUGACCUCCUUGCUGAUAGGAAGGUGAUCUCAUACAUAGCCUGUGCAGCUCAGAUGUGGUUCUUCACCUUGUAUGCCACCACAGAGUGUUACCUUCUGGCUGCUAUGGCUUAUGAUCGUUUUGCUGCAAUUUGUAACCCCUUGUUUUAUCCUGUUGCCAUGGCCAAAAAGGUCUGUCUGCAGCUUGUGGCUGGGUGCUAUAUGGUAGGACUUGUGAAUGCCUCUGUCCAUGCUUGUGGUAUCUUUAGGCUGUCUUUCUGUGGCCCUAAUGAAAUCAACUCCUUUUUCUGUGACAUUCCACCUUUGCUACGCCUCUCAUGUUCAGACAGCUAUGUUUCCAAGGUGGUGCUCUUUGUCCUCUCCACUUUUGUCGUGGUAGCAAAUGCAGUGAUCGUCUUUGUCUCCUACUCGUACAUCAUUUCUACCAUCUUGAGAAUGCAGUCAUCCACAAGUAGGCAGAAAACCUUUUCAACGUGCGCUUCUCACUUGACAGCCAUUAUACUGUACUAUGGCUCUUUGACUUUCAUGUAUGUGCAACCUGGAGGGCUUGAGGCAGUGGAGCAAGACAAAAUAGUGUCUGUAUUCUACACUAUUGUCAUCCCCAUGCUCAAUCCUGUAAUCUACAGUAUGAGGAAUGAAGAGGUGAAAAAAGCCAUGAAGAAAAGGCUGUGCAAGAAAAUCUCCAGUCAACAUCUGAAGUUGUGCAGUUUUCACAUUUCACAUGGUGCUGAUGGUAAAGUCCAAGUAAAUGAUAAGGGAUGCCCUCUUAUAAAUCAGUGA